Molecule: messenger RNA, 1302 nt
Organism: Prunus avium (sweet cherry)
Lineage: Eukaryota; Viridiplantae; Streptophyta; Magnoliopsida; Rosales; Rosaceae
Product: homeobox protein SHOOT MERISTEMLESS-like
Biological process (GO): regulation of DNA-templated transcription
Cellular component (GO): nucleus
Molecular function (GO): DNA binding; DNA-binding transcription factor activity, RNA polymerase II-specific
Source: RefSeq, a predicted model, not a curated record
GGCCACUGAGAGAGAAAGAAAGAGAGAAGUUCCACUUCCGGGCCACUGAGAGAGAGAGAGAGAGAUGGAGAGAGGAGGAACCAAUUGUAAUAAUAAUAGUGGUGUUACUUAUAGUGGUCUGAUGAUGGGGUUUGGGAACAACACUAGUAGAACUGGUAGUAGUAAGGCACAGUUUCUUUCUCUACCUUUGAUGGUGGGUUGCAGCCAUCCAAACUUGCAAAGUGAUCAUCAGACGACUGAUCAGGAGAUGAUGGUUAGUUGCAGCGAUAGCAUGAAAGCCAAGAUUAUGGCUCAUCCUCUCUUCCCUCGUCUCUUGGCCUCCUAUGUCAGUUGCCAAAAGGUUGGGGCACCUCCUGAAGUGGUGGCUAGGUUAGAGCAGGCCUGCAGUACUGCUGCUCACAAUUCUGAGGCAGCAUGUUUAGGAGGAGGAGAUCCAGACCCAGCGCUGGACCAGUUCAUGGAGGCCUACUGCGAGAUGCUGACUAAGUACGAGGAAGAGCUCACAAAACCCUUCAAAGAAGCCAUGCUUUUCCUCUCCAAAAUCGACUCCCAGCUCCGAGCUCUCACAGUUCAUUCUUCCUCAGAUUCUGCUAGCAGUGGUGAUAAUAUUGUUGGGAGAAGUGGGUCUCCAGAAGAGGUUGAUGCCACCAUGAAUGGGAGUUGCAUAGACCCUCGAGCUGAAGAUAGGGAAAUCAAAGCUAAGCUUUUGCGCAAAUACACUGGAUAUCUGGGCAGCCUCAAGCAGGAGUUUAUGAAGAAGAAAAAGAAUGGAAAGUUGCCGAAGGAAGCCCGGCAUCAGUUGCUUGACUGGUGGAGUAGACACUACAAAUGGCCCUAUCCAUCGGAAGCUCAGAAGCUAGCACUGGCAGAGUCUACAUGUCUGGAUCUGAAGCAGAUAAAUAACUGGUUCAUCAAUCAGAGGAAACGCCAUUGGAAGCCCUCGGAGGAUAUUCAAUUUGCAGUGAUGGAUCCAACUCAUCCUCAUCAUCAUCCCCACUUCUACAUGGACAACAAUCUCACCUUCCCCAUGAACAGCACAUCGACUCCCCUUUGAUAUUAUCACUGGGCUUAGAUGCAUGUGGGCACAGUCUUCUAAUGUGGUCCUACCCCUAGCUUCUCCAAAGUGCUUUUAGCAGAAGCAUGUGGUUUUGAUAUAUUCUCAGCACCUUGAUUUCUUUACCAACAUUUAGAAUUUCAGCUUGGCCAAGCAUGGUUUUGGUCCAGUGGUAUGCAAGCAUUUGCACAAGGGGAACAAAGCACGCACAAAUGGUUUUGUCUUCUUUUUCUACAUCACACGUGAUA